AUAUUUUCUGCUUUAUUUUUGUUGCUCCUCAAAGUAAUUUUUUUUUUUUUGUUAGUCCCGUGUGGACCCAGAUAUCUUUUACUGUUCAAACUUUGGUAGCCUUGGAUCAAUUGGUGGUAAGCCUUAUGAUAAUUAUUUGAAGAUGCUUUGGGCUGCUUAUUACAAACUUCCACAGCCCCAAGACGCUGAACGACCCAGAAGCUAAACACCAGUAACUUUAUAGUUCUCCUUUUUCUUUUUCUUUUUCUUCUUGUUUGUUCUUCCCAACUCCCUCCUGAUAAAGAACCAGAUUCUCCGUAUGCAUUGAGCGCGUGCUCAAAGAUUGUGGCUUUUUGUGAAGGGGUUGAGCUCCGUGGUUGCUUGUGAAUAAGGGUUUGGAGGAAGAUGUGUUUAAUGGGAAUUCUUUGAUUCAGUUCUAUGCAGAAUGUGGGGACUUGGAUUAUGCCUGGAAGGUGUUUGAUGAAAUGCUUGAGAGGAAUACUGUGUUGGGGACUAGUCUGAUUUGCGGUUAUGGUUGGAGGGAUAUGACAAAGGAAGCUUUUUUCUUGUUUUUCGAGAUGGUGGCUGCCGGGAUUAAACCAAUUCGGUGACUAUGGUGUGUGUCAUUUCUGCAUACGCCAAGUUGAAGCAUGUAGCGUUGAGUGAGAGGCUUGUGCUUCCAUUGGGGGGUCUGGAUUGAAGAGUAAUAUGCUUAUGUUGAAUUCACUUGUUGAUAUGCAUAUGAAAAGUGGAGCUACUGAUGCUGCAAAGCGGUUUUUGAUGAAUGUGUGGAUAAAAACUCGGUUCUUUACAAUACAAUUUUGUCAAAUUCUGUGCGCCAGGGACUUGAUAGUGAAGCAGUUUUGGUCAUGGGUGAAAUGCUACAACAGGGCUUAAGACCCGACAAGGUUAUGUGCCAUAUCAGCUUUUGCCAACUAAGUGAUUCUCUCUCUGGAAAGUGUUCCCAUGGUUAUGUUCUAAGGAAUGGGCUAGAAGGUUGGGAUACGAUUUGCAAUGCCAUGAUUGACAUGUACAAGAAGUGCAGCCAACCAGAAAUGGCCUGCAUAAUUUUUGACAAUAUGUCGAAUAAGACUGUACUAUAACGGAACUCCUUGAUUUCUGGUUUCAUAAGAAGUGGUGAUGUGAAGUCAGUUUGGAAAAUGUUCAAUGAGAUGCGAAAAAGUGAUCUUGUCUCUUGGAACACUAUGAUUGGUGCUCUGGUCCAAGAGAGCAGGUUUUAGGAAGCAAUUGAACUUUUCUGGGUGAUGCAGACCGAGGGAAUAAAAGGAGAUACGGUGACCAUGGUGGAGGUUGCAUCUGCCUGCGGAUAUCUAGGAGCUAUUGAUCUUGCAAAGUGGACUCAUGCUUAUAUUGGAAAAGAUAAAAUUAACUGUGACAUGCGGCUCGGGACAUCUUUAGUUGACAUGUUUGCUAGAUGUGGCAACCCUCAAAGUGCAAUAAAGGUGUUCGAUAACAUGGCAAGAAGAGAUGUUUCUGCUUGGACAGCAGCCAUUGGAGCAAUGGCCAUGCAAGGAAAUGGGGAGCGAGCUCUAGAGCUUUUCGAUAACAUGCAUAAGCAAGGGGUGAAACCAGAUGAAGUAGUCUUUGUGGCAGUACUAACAGCAUGCAGCCAUGCUGGUCUUUUGGAACAAGGACGGAACAUUUUCACAUCAAUGCAAUCAGUCCAUGGCAUUUCCUCUCAUAUUGUUCAUUAAGGUUGCAUGGUUGAUUUACUUGGCCGAGCAGGGGGCUUGGAAGAAGCUGUUGAUCUGGUAAAGAGCAUGCCAAUGGAACCUAAUGAUGUCAUUUGGGGCACUCUCUUGGCUGCUUGUCAAACCCACAAAAACGUCAAAAUGGCAGCAUAUGCAGCUGAACAGGUAUCUAAAUUGACUACUCAGAGGGCUGGUAUUCAUGUGCUUGUCUCCAACAUAUAUGCAUCAGCUGGGAAAUGGGCAGAUAUUGCAAAAGUGAGGCUACAACUAAAAGAGGCAGGGAUGCAGAAGGUACCUGGAUGCAGUUCCGUUGAAGUUAAUGGAGUGAUUCAUGAGUUACCUUCGGUGGUGAUACUGAUACACACACAGAGAAGAGCCACAUUGCAUUGAUGGUGCAAGAAUUAAACAGCAGACUCAGAGAUGCUGGCCACAUUCCUGAUUUGGACAAUGUCCUGAUUGAUGUUGAUGAGGAGGAGAAAGAGUUCUUGCUCAGUUGACACAGUGAGAAAGUGGCCAAAGCUUUUGGGCUUAUAGGUACAGGGCAAGGAGUGCCAAUUCGUGUGGUGAAUAUCCGACAGGGAAGUUUGCCAAAUUAGUGUCAAGAAUAUCCGACAGGGAAGUUACUGUUCAAGAUAACAGCAGCUUCCAUUUCUUUAGUCAGGGGCUUUGCUCUUGCAGUGAUUACUGGUAAUAGAAUUAUGAUUGAAGAGAACUCUCCCCCAAUUAUUAUUCUUCUUUAGUCUGCACUCCCAUUAUUGAUUGCUUUUGAUCUGCACUGCCAUUAUCAGUGUUAAUUACACAAUCCAAGUAUGCCUCCAUUAUCAUUGAGCCAUACUUCAAGGGAAUAUGCAGAACCCAAUCUCUUCCAUUGCCAUUGUUCAAACUCAUUGACUACUUGGCUGAAUAAACAAGCGUUGACCAAUCAAGCCCUUGAGCCUGAAGCUGGAAUGAAGGUGGUUCACCUAGUAUGCCAAGAAGAUCGAUAUCACCAACCGUACCCCGUCCACUUAAGAGUUUCAACAAGAAUGCCAUGCAUUCAGAUGCAUUCUUUCAGAGACACAGAAGGUUGAAGCUGUGACUUGAAAAUAAUCUUUUGACUUCAUGCAGGUAUGUUAAUGUGAUCAUCUUCUAAUAAAUACAUGAAUCUUUUCCUUUUCCUUUUCCUUUUCCAAGUUUUUAAUUUUAAUUUUUAACUUAGAUGGUCCUGGUUUUGUGUCGUUAUGUUGCAGAAUAACAGUACGUAUCUUUGAUUAUUCAAUCAUUUUUCUACAUGUUUCUGGAACCCGUUUAGUAAAAUGAACAGAACAUUGAAAAAUGGUUCAUUCUUCAGCAAACUUAUUCUUCCUCUGUAAAUUUAGAAAGUAGUUGGAAGGAUUGGAGUACCCUCAAUUUAAAGAUCUAUAAACUGAGAUCUUGAGUAUCUCAGCUCUAGCAGCUACACCAUCAUCGUAUUUAUAUCGAGUAUCUAAAUGUUGCAUCCAAAUCCCUCCAGAAUUCCCAAACGUUUUCUACUGCAAUUGAAUCCCGACUGUUGUUUCACCCAUGUCUGCAUUGGGAGCAGAAAGGGGAAAGAUCUAUCUUGAUUUUUACUGCAUUAGUAGUGCUACCUUGUUACUCCCAUGACCAUAUAGAUCAUGUACAAUUAACUCUUGUAUAUUUUGAUGAGCAUUGAAUGAAGAAAAAUUCAAACUUUUAGCCUAGCAAGUUAACUUCAUAAUUGAACAUAUGGCUCUGUCUCUACACGAUAAGAACUACAUAGGUUAAUGAAAAUUGAUACAUACGAUGUAUACAGUAUAUGUAUACUUUGUUAGUUAAUAUAUGCACUAUUUUGAGACAGGUUAGCUAGUGGCUACACAUAAGGUAUUUACAUUGAUAUUAAUCCCCUAACUCUUGAUAUAAGGAAAAAGAGAAGAACAUGACAUUAAUCCCUAAAUUGUUAAUGAACAAAAUGGAUGUCUCUAUAUUUGUCUUUCUUUUUCGAAUAUGUUCCAAACUCUGUAUACAGUAUUCGCCAAAUCACUCUUUAGUUAAGUGAUUAAUACUAUCUUUCUAGAACAAGAGUCAAAUGAUGCUAAUUCUUGUUAAGAGGUAGAAAUCAGCAAUGAACUUUGGCCUCCUUUAGCAAUGUUGGCUGGCUUUCUGCUUCCCAUUCAGUGUGCAUUUGGCCAUUUGCUUUUGGUUUUUGAAUUCUAAAGUGUACUUCAAAAGGGCAAACUGCAUUUCUUUUCCAGUAAAGUGAUUAACGGGUUGGUUGCUGGAUAGUUUUCAGCCGCAGUGAUCAAGUGCCAUGUGCUGUGGAUUCCAUCUUAAUAGGCUGUUGCAGGACGGCUACAAAUAGCAUCAGAGUUAACUGAGUUCGAAAACGGAUCGCAGGCACCAAGAAACUAUCUUCUUGAGAGUUGAGAUCUUAGAUCUACAAUACAAAAGCACUCCAGGAAGGCAGAUCAAUAGGAAGCCAACAUUCAACAGAUGGGGCAAAGCAAAUCAAAGCAAAAUGUGGCUUCUACUGAUCACCGAAAUCAUUACACAAACAAGGUCUUCCUGAGUUUCCGAGGCGAGGAUACGCGCUAUGAUUUUACAGAUCAUUUGUACAACGCUUUGUGUCUGAGGGGAAUUAAGACCUUCAGAGAUGAUAAGCUUAGCAGAGGAGAAGACAUAUCACAAGAGCUCCUCAAAGCAAUUGAGGAGUCCAGAGUUUCAAUCGUCGUCUUCUCUCAAAAUUAUGCUUCCUCAAGGUGGUGCUUAGACGAACUGGUCAAGAUACUUGACUGCAGAAAAUCCAAAGGACAGAAGUUUAGAGCAGUUUUCUACAAGGUGGCUCCCUCAGAUGUAAGACACCAAACAGGUGCUUUCGGUGAUGCAUUUGCUACGCUUGAUCAAUGCAAAUACAAGGAUAGCAUCGGCAAAUGGAGGAAGGCUCUUGACGCAUGUGCUACGCUUAAUCAAUGCAAGUACAAGGAUAGCAUCGGCAAAUGGAGGAAGGCUCUUGAGGAAGCAGCAAAUUUGUCUGGAUGGACUUUCGAGGAGGGCCGGUACGAGACUGAAUUUAUCGAGGAAAUUGUUGAGGAUUUGUUCGCCCAAGUAAUAAACCCUUUAUGUGAGCUGCACGUUGCUGAUCAUCCAAUUGGCUUAGAGUCUUGUAGAGAAGAGGUCAACAAACUUUUAGAUGCCGAUGAGAAUAACAUGGUUGGCAUAUGGGGCCUGGUGGAAUAGGAAAGACUACAAUUGCGAAGGAUGUGUUUAAUUCAAUUAGCCAUAAGUUUGAAGGUAGUUGUUUCUUGGCGGAUGUUAGAUCAAAAGGCAUAACCCAACUGCAGGAGACACUUUUGUCUCAUAUAUUAAACUCAACUUUGAAGGUGCACAAUGUUGAUGAAGGACUAAGUUUUAUAAAGACGAGGAUGCAACAUAAAAAAGUUCUCUUAAUCCUUGAUGAUGUGAGUCAUUCUAGCCAAUUACAGAACUUAGUUCCAUCCCCGGAUUGUUUUAGUCCAGGCAGUAGAAUUCUCAUAACAACAAGAGAUAAACGUUGGCUAAUUGCUCAUCAAGUUAAUCAAGUAUAUGAGGUCAAGAUGUUAGAUGAUCAUCAUGCUUUGGAGUUGUUUAGCUUGCAUGCAUUCAAAAGAAUUGAACCUCCAAGCGAUUAUCUGAAACUUGCACAACAUGUUAUACGUUAUGCCCAAGGCCUUCCAUUAGCUUUGAUAGUCUUAGGCUCUCAUCUAUUUCGUAGAAGCAUAGAGGAGUGGAAAGCUAUAAUAGGUAGUUGUAAAGGAGGUCCUCAGGCAAAGAUACAAGACGUUCUCAAACUAAGUUAUGAUGCUCUAGAAGCAGAUUUAAAAGGACUAUUUCUUGACAUCGCUUGCUUCUUUAAAGGUAUGCAUGUAGCCCGUGUGAAACCAAUACUAGAAGCUUGCUACGACCACAAAACAAUGAUGAUUGGUAUUGCACAACUCCAAGAAAAUGCCUUAAUAAGAAUUGACAAUGAGAAUUACAGUGGUGGUUGGAUUUGGAUGCAUGACUUGAUAGAAGAAAUGGGUAAAGACAUAGUGCAUCAAGAGUCACCUGAUGAACCCGGGAAACGCAGCAGAGUGUGGAGUGAAGAAGAUGUCUACGACGUUCUAACAAAUAAUACAGGAACAAAUAAAGUCAUAGGCAUUCAGGUCCCGUGGGGAUCAUCUACGAUAUCUUUGAAUGUUAAAAGCUUCUCAAAGAUGAAGAAGCUGAGAUAUAUUUCUAUGAGCAAAAUAAUGAAAGAUGAAUCCUUUUCUGGAGAUAUUGAUUAUCUCUCCAACCAGUUGAGGUGGCUUGAUUGGCAAACAUGUUCGUUGCAAUGUUUUCCAUCUGAUUUUCAAGCAAACAAACUUGUGGGGCUCAAGAUUACUAAUAGCUGCAAAAUCACACGACUAUGGGAGGGAUGUAAGAAUUUUUCAAGGCUAACAUGUAUGAAUUUAAGUGGUUGUACAUCCCUAAAGGAACUCCCAGACUUCAAUGGAAUCCCUAACUUGAAAGAGUUGGAUCUAUCUAGGUGUACCAAUUUAGUUGAGGUUCCUCAUUCAAUUCAAUUCCUUCAUAACCUUGUUACCUUGAAAGUUCACAAUUGCUCUAACCUUACUAUGUUUCCAAGAAAAAUCGACUUGAAAUCUGUAGAAACAAUCUCUAUCAGCUAUUGCAAGCUUGAGGAAUUUUCAAUUGGGGAAGACAUGGGUUUCUUGAGAUUUUUGAAUCUAAGAGGCACUUGCAUUAAAGAAUUGCAUCCGUCCAUUACAGAACUUAUUAGUCUAGAAACGUUUUGCCUAGCGGACAAUCAAAAUCUAACAACCCUGCCGUAUCAUAUUUAUGAGUUGCACAAUCUAAAGAGUCUUGGUGCGAUGGGAUGCUCAAAACUAGCUGCAUUUCCCAAAAUUCCAAUAAAGAUUGAUUCUUUGAGACUACUCUCUCUUAAAGGCAGUGACAUAAGAGAAUUGGAUGAGUCAAUUGGAAAUCUCAUUGGGGUUGAAUAUUUGGAUCUUCCUGAAUGCAAAAAUCUCACAACUCUACCGUGCAGCAUUUAUGGGUUGCAAAAUUUAGGGUUCCUUGAUCUGGGUGGAUGCUCAAAACUGGUCAGAUUUCCAACAAAUCCCGAUGGUUGCUCACUAUCACUUCCCAAGCUACAGACGUUCAGUAUCGCAGGAUGCAGCAGUUUAUCAGAUUGUGAUUUCCUGAUGACUCUUGAUUGCUGGGAAACAUUAGAGUGGCUUAAUCUAUCAAGAAACAAUUUCGUUAGUCUUCCAGCUUGCAUCACCAGAUUUGUCAACUUGCACGGGCUUGACUUGAGGGAUUGCAAGAGACUCCGAGAAGUUCCAGAGCUUCCACCAAACGUUGUUGACCUAAGGAUAAGUGGUUGUGAAUUACUGGAGGAGAGAUUCUCGACAUUGACAAAUCAUGGAGCUGGGACAAAUUGCCGCCGUCAAUUCAAGAGCCAACUCCGUCGUCAUGGCUUGCUUUGUCUUCCGAAACUCCGAAACGACACCGCACCGUGGAAGAACCAUCACUGGCUGAGUUGUUUCGGCUUUCUCUCUCUACGGAACCAACGGACUGCCAUCACUCAACUAGUCCGCAGCUUCAACUCCAAGUUGGUUCCUCGAGUUGUUAAGGCUUUCUCUGUCUUCAGAACCAACCAAACCUCGUGGCGCAGUUAAAGGUGAUCAAGACCAGUGGCUCUCUUUGAACUCUGAAGCAUCCACUUCAGAGUUUAGACAAUAAUAUCAUUUAGUUGAGACACAGAGGUUUGAAAUCCCACCUCCUAUUUAGAAAGAUUUCAACAUUUCUCAGGUUUGUUUUGAGGCUGUCUUCAUCUGCUAUUUACUCAUCAAUCUGUAAGUUCAUAUAUUCAUCUUUUUCUUUUAGCGCAGAUCUAUGUUGUUUGUUACUGCAUUAGAAUUGCAAAGUUUGUAACCAUGUGCAUCAUGUACAAUUAACUGUGGCCUAUUUUGAGGUGCAUUAAGGCCAAGUUUCACAUUUUCAGCCUGGAAAUUGUUAUUCCAGAAUUGCACAAAUGGCCCAGUCAAGUUACUCACUAUAAGCACUACAUGGUACAUUCAAAGUGAUGUAAGCAUUGCCGGUCAGAAAUAUGUAUAGUCCAUGCACUCUUUCUAGGCAGUAACUAGUGGUUACAGCACACAAAGCAUUGAAAUUGAUUUUACUACUCCGAAAUAGCUAAUACAAGGAAAGAGUGAAAAAAAUUAAAUUCAUCCUUAAACUAUGUGAUUAAAUCAUUCAGAAGAGAACAAAAUGGCUUUCCAUCUAUCUCUCUAUAUCUGUUUUUUUUUUUCCUUUCUUUUCUGGAAUAUGCAUGCUCCAAACCCUUGAUAUGAAUUACUCCCUGUAUCAGACUUUAAUUAUGUUAAUAAACUUACAAUCUCCUAGCUAGAACUUAGACAUUUAAGAAAUAAUGAACAAAACUUUGUGAAUCUUUAAGAAUGCAGUGAUGCUAGCACAUGAUAUGAUAAAAUGCAGAAGCAUAUUAUCAUAGAGAUUCUUUCAAGCCAACUUCUGGUUCCUUUUCUUUACUUUCAUUUUGUUACUAUGUUGCUAGGUGAUUGAUAUCAUGCAGUAUGUUUUGUUUAUUCCAUUUGCAGUGGCAACUACAGAUUUUGCACUUGGAAAGGUUAUAGACUUUGGCCAAGUUGGCUACAUGGUGAUUGCUGAUCUCCUGAAUUUGAGAUAACCGCAAAUGAGCUAGAGGCAAAGUUCUAGCCUGGCUUUGGCUAAGAGUCUUGCUUCAAGGUGAUGCGGCAGGUGUGUGCUGACCUUCUUGAGGAAAAUGGAAUUGGUUUUCAUUGUUUCUAAGGAUGGAAUUGAUACUGUGACAGUGGUAUGCUGAUACGAAUGCCGAGCAAUAAGUUACCAAAAGGCAGGCGAUUGGGGAUAGCGUGGUUUGCGAUGUGGGUGUUUGGUUGCCCCGGGAGUUUCAGCUGCAGCUAGAAGUUACCCCUAUAAUUAAGGGAAUAUUCGGGUUUUGAAUAUACACACUGCAUUGAGUUCAUUGUUUCAAGCUCAUACACAGAGGGUCACAGACAUGGCUUUCUUUGCCAAGGAUGUUCACCUUUUGGCUAGUAUGAGUGUAGAAGGACGGCUUUUUGUAUGCAAAAUUUCUGAAGGUCUAGAUGAAGAAGGUAUGCCACAAAUCACAGGAAAGAUUGUUAUGGCCAUUCAAAUAGUUGGUGAGGGGGAAGCUGUUCAUCCACGAGUUUGGCGGCACUGUCAUAAACAAGAGGUUUUGGUUGUUCGGGUUGGGAAACGUUUCUACAAAUUGUUACUACUAAAGUUGCAAUGGGUGAAGUCCCUUCUGCUCAGAUCCUAUUAAGUGUCCUGUUGAAAAACUUAUUGAUGGGGUCCAAUUUGUUAGUAAACAUGAUGGAGAGGUGACAGAUUUAUAAAUGUGCCAAUGGAUGACCACCCUGCUGGCAUGGUUUCUGCUUCUAUGGAUGGAACUAUAAAGAUCUGGGAAGAUCGCAAGUCACAACCACUUUUAGUACUGAGACCCUAUGAUGGCCCUCCUGUUCAAUCACCUACAUUUGUGACAGCUCCAAAGAGGCCUGAUCACAUCAUACAUAUAAAAGUGGGACCACCUAAUCAGGAAGAGAAGAUCUGGUCCUCAGAGAGUGAAGAAGGCUGGCUGCUUAACGAGCUGAGACAUGGAAAUGUACUCAGACCUUAAGAGUUAAUGAGAUCUGCUCAACCUCGAGUUGAGGAUUUUAAUCAAGUCAUAGCAUUGUCACAAGCUGGCCUUCUUUUACGUGCAAAUGCUAAGAAGAAUGCUAUAUAUGCCGUGCACUUAGACUUUGGUGGUGAGCCAGCAUCUACACGCAUGGAUUAUAUAGCAGAAUUUACUGUUGCAAUGCCUAUUUUGAGCUUCACUGGGACAAGUAUAUCACCUAAUGGUGAACAAAUUUAUUGCGUCCAAACACAAGGCCAUUCAACAGUAUGCUUUGGACUUAUCCAAGUGCUUGCCUCCCCCAUUGGAGAAUUCAGGUUUAGAAAAGUCAGAUUCCAGUGUCUCACAUGAUGCAACUGAGGCGGUGUCAACUAAUUCAGCACCGAAACCAACCAUACAAGCUACUAGUUCUGAGGGUGCAGUUGCCUUGAGGUAUCCUGUGCGCACUGGUUCGGUUGGUGCUGCCAAACAUAUAUUUACUUUCAUGUUAAUCUUCUAAGGAUUGUACUAUAUAAAUGGUAUACUCGACCAACUUUGCUAGUAGUGAAGAAUAUGCAUUCUUUGGUUCUGGUUGUAAGACAGACAUUGCUGUACUAUAUUGGAAUGUAUGAUGAGGCUGCUUCUUAGAAGCCAAUCUGUAGAAUUUGUAUUAAACUCGUAUAUUUCGUUGUUCACAUCUAGAAAUACAAGAAUAUUAUUAUC
Molecule: messenger RNA, 10086 nt
Organism: Rosa chinensis
Lineage: Eukaryota; Viridiplantae; Streptophyta; Magnoliopsida; Rosales; Rosaceae
Product: TMV resistance protein N
Exons: 12
Coding region: 4886-7366 (826 amino acids)
Biological process (GO): defense response
Molecular function (GO): ADP binding
Source: RefSeq, a predicted model, not a curated record